Molecule: messenger RNA, 699 nt
Organism: Fraxinus pennsylvanica
Lineage: Eukaryota; Viridiplantae; Streptophyta; Magnoliopsida; Lamiales; Oleaceae
Source: the annotation of a GenBank genome assembly
AUGGCUACUUCUAUUCUCCAGAAACUCCUCAGAAACCAAUCUCAAUCAGCUACAAAAAUCAUUCACCGACUCAACAAACCCCACCCGCCAUUGCCUCCACCACUUCUACUUACCCAAGUUCCUAAGCAAACUAGACUAUUGGAUCAUAUACCUUUACAGGGUCAAACUGUGCGAGAAGAGGUUUCAAAAACGGAACUUUCGGUUUCUUCACCCGUCUACCCGAGUUUUUCUUUCGGAUUUUUCCUGGAUCCGGUUCCUUUAACCGGGUCGAUUGGAUCCGGUAUCAGCGACUUCGUUUUGGAUGAUUUUCGGACGAAAUGGUCUGACCCAGAUUCUUUAAUCGGGUCAAUUCGACCCGGAGUAGACGACAUUGUUUUGGAUGAUUCGCGGACUAUAUGGGCUGACAGUGUUAAGAAGAAGAGGAAGAGGAAGAUGAACAAGCACAAGUUGAGGAAGUUAAGGAAGCGGCUAAGGAGGAAAACGUUGAGGAAACUAAGGAAGCAUCUCAAGAGCUGUUUUCACACUUAUUUUUCUUCUUUUGGGGAUGGUAGAACUUAUUGUUCAAGUUACAUCUUGACUUUUGAGUAUGCAUUUUCCUCUUUGCUGACUUAUUUGUGUUCCGGAAAUGGGCAGGGGAUGGGGCGAGAGAGCUUUCUGAAAGCAAUAUUGUCUAAGGACAUUAGUCUGAUGCAAUUGUAG